This is a messenger RNA of Ogataea philodendri, 1845 nucleotides long. RefSeq lists its product as uncharacterized. Bases 1 to 1845 code for a protein of 614 amino acids. The transcript has a single exon. NCBI's taxonomy places the organism in Eukaryota, Fungi, Ascomycota, Pichiomycetes, Pichiales, Pichiaceae. The record is from RefSeq and is a predicted model, not a curated record. Gene Ontology annotation, molecular function: mRNA binding.
AUGUCCGGAAAAUUUGACACCAGUCUAAACAAUGCGUCGGAAGACACCCUCACAUCGGGUUUGAAGGACGACGCCUACGACGAGUCCAAGAUAAACGAUCAGAUGGCCAACCUGUCGUUCAGUACGACGAGCACAACGCAAUCCUCAGCAGUGGUAAGGAUCAAAAAUGUCCCAUCAGACACAACGCUUAGAGAAGCUUUCCUCAUAUUCUCGCUCUGUCUCGACGAGGUGACCUUCGUUGACCUGGUGCACGAGGUUGAGUCCCCUACGCAUGGGUCUUCCCCAGUGCCUCUCAACAAUGGCUCAAUUUCAACAUCUCUCUCGAGCCACGGUUCUGUGUCCUCGAGCCUCGUCAUCAUCGCCAGAUUCAGCUCAUUGAAGACUGCUCAGCAAGUAGCACAGCUUCUCGAUGAUAAGUGUCUGUUUGGCACAGCAUAUCAGCCAGUCAACGUCGAGUUGAUUUCUGAUCAGCAUGAUUCUUCUGCAUCCUUUGCUAACUCUCCUUAUGCACAAACUUCGCCGUCUCACAGUUCAUCUGCUGUUCCAAUAAUUAGUUCGCUGGGUCCUCCUCAAACAUCAAACAUUGGAAUGAAUAAAAGACCCCCAUUAAGCACGCAGAGAUCCAGAUUCCUUUUCAGUGAUCCCUUUUCGAGUCAUAAUUCUUCGAACAUCCAGCCUCCUGGUUCGUCAACAUCGUCUGCAUCUUCUUCAACAUCACAAGCUCAAACAUUAACAUCGCAGUCUGCUGGCACUUUGCCAAGUGGAUUGAUUCCUGCACCACAGGGAUCGUCUUCGACCCCAACGUCCGCAACUUCUGCACAGAACGUUUUGGAGCAACUGACUUCGCCCCUUCUGGCGUCGUCAGGCAAGGGAAUGCUGUUGAUGGAUUCGCAUAGCGAUUACGACCAGCUUGUGAGGCCAUGGUCGACUGGAAGCAGUUUGUCGUCAUCCCAACCCAACGUGAACUCUUCUCAGAACGGUUCCUCUCACCCAGGAGGAACACCAACAAAGAGCGUUCCGGAGUCAUUGACAAUCAACACAGGGUUGGCCUCUUCCAUUCCGACCGGGCUUCCUACUCCGAUCACCAACGAGUGGGAUAGAAGAAGACAAGGGUCUGCAUUUUUCAACGGAAGCCAACCCACCACAUCCUCAAGUGCUCCUUCUCAGUCGAGCGGAACAUCACAGUCACUUUUGGUGAACGGAGGAAGCACGCCUUCGAUCACCUCACCUCCAUUCCAGCAACAGCAGCCACAGCCUUCAUCGCAGUCGCAGUCGCAACCGCAAUCGCAGCAGCAGCAGCAGCAACAGCACAUUCCCGAGCUGUCAUUACUUGCCAGAGUGCCUCCACCCGCUAAUCCAGCUGAUCAGAACCCGCCAUGCAACACCUUGUAUGUGGGUAAUCUUCCGCCCGACGCCACGGAGUUGGAACUGCGUACGUUGUUCCAGCCGCAAAAGGGAUUCCGCCGUCUGUCGUUCCGCACCAAGCAGAACACGGGCAACAGCUCCAGCUCGCACCAUGGACCAAUGUGUUUUGUUGAGUUCGAGGAUGUUGCGUAUGCGACACGUGCGUUGGCAGAGCUGUACGGCCGGACGCUUCCACGUGCGAACGGGUCCAGCUCCAAUAAUAAAGGGGGAAUCCGGCUGAGCUUCAGUAAGAAUCCUCUUGGAGUGAGGGGUCCUGGCCAAAACAGACGGGGAUCUGCCAAUCCAGGGUACAAUUCGGGGAACAAUUCUUCGCAGAACGGCAAUUCGAACGGGGGAAAUUCACAAAACGGAGGAGUCAAUUACAACGGGUUCCAACAGUACUCCUACCAGCAGAUGCCACUUUCGCAGUACCCCAAAUGA